Suillus clintonianus is the source of this 3252-nucleotide messenger RNA. RefSeq lists its product as uncharacterized. Gene Ontology annotation, molecular function: DNA-binding transcription factor activity, RNA polymerase II-specific; zinc ion binding. Gene Ontology annotation, cellular component: nucleus. NCBI's taxonomy places the organism in Eukaryota, Fungi, Basidiomycota, Agaricomycetes, Boletales, Suillaceae. The transcript has 11 exons. Gene Ontology annotation, biological process: regulation of DNA-templated transcription. The record is from RefSeq and is a predicted model, not a curated record. The coding region runs from base 300 to 3155 and encodes 951 amino acids.
CAACAAGCCGGCAUUGAGUGGGACGGUCCGACGUUCAGUGCAAGCUUUAACUGACAGCACCCAUAUUCCUCUUUUCCUGUCAAUUGUCGUUCUGUCUUUUCGGUCGUCGCGGCGGUCGCGCGAAACAGAACUCCGAGCCGAUCUGACAACCCAUGUUCAGCGCCAUUCCCACCCAACAAAACACAUAUCAACAGGUGGAGGUUAUUCCCCUUUGUAGGAACAUCUCCCCAUCUUUCUUCCUUACACUCACCAUCCUGACAAGGCGUUCGCUCGUCCUUGCAAGUGUCACCCCGUGAAUCAUGUAUCACACCCAGCAGACCACCUCCGAGACCCGGAAUACACUGCAUUCGGAUCCUUCCAAUUCACAGCCAUAUCAGUUGAAGGAUGCAUUAAACCCGGAAUCACUUCCCUCAAUCACCAGCAUGUCUCUUCCCGGCAUCCCCCCUUCCAGGCAUUCACCAGACUCCAGAGCUACUAUGAACCCAACUUUCAUUUCCCCUGCGCCAGGAUCUUAUGGUCAUUCCCACACAUAUGCAUCUGAGCUGGAUUCAUCUAGCCGUUCUCAAUAUGGAACGAACUCUGGCAUGCUUAACUAUGCAACCCGAGAUCCCCGACUAGCUUCCGAGCCCGACUCUUAUUAUCGUUCUAACAUGAUGUCGCGCCCACCGGUCGCUGCGGUAGACUUUGUGUCCCAGCUCAACUCCGCUUUGAUGCAUGACCCUCCCGGUCCGUCAAACGCAGAAUCUCGAUCCUCGCGAUCACCUGAGCAGCUAGAUGAAGAUAUGGAUGAUACUGCAGAGGCUCGCAGAACUCGCCGUGAAAAGCCGCGAAUUGAGCUUGCUCCAGAUCAACCACUUACCACACAGGGAAAGCCCCGUGCUCGAGUUUAUGUUGCUUGCCUUCAGUGUCGGACACGCAAAAUCCGUUGUGAUGGGGCGAAACCCCAGUGCCAUAAUUGCAGUCGUCGUUCCAAGAGUGGAGAUGACUGUUCAUACGACGCAGUACCAAAACGUCGGGGUCCUGACAAGACACCUGGCGCCCGACAACGAAUGGCUCGGGAUGCUCAUGUUGGAAGCGAGGGCGACGUUGCUGCGUCCCAUCGGCGGCGCAGAAAAAGGCGCGAGGUGUCCGCGACCAAUACCCUUUCGGACCAAACGGCUAAUACCGACUUAGAGAAUGAUCAACUCCAACCCGAAUCCCUCAUAUCCUUUCCUAACAUUCCCCCACCAGUCAUCGACCCACAGUUAACCGCUAUGUCUCCUUUUCCAACCGAGGCUUCAGCAGGGUCGAAUUCGUUUCAGCCUUUACCCCUGAAUAUCCUCACUGAUGCGGUCACAUUGGUCACUCCCUCAGAUAAUGAGGCUCUAUAUCGUACCAUGACGAGCAAUGAGGACACAAACAAUGAUUUCGGUUUUUCGACUCAGUUGGAUUUUCAGUUAUUUGAGUCAUAUGGUCACAGCCCACCUCGAGCAUUCAUCACUUCACUGGACAAUGAGACCAGUGAGACUUCAGACAAAUCAUCAAAUAUCACACCCGAACCCUCUCUUGAUUUCACCCGUAAAACAUGGUGGGAUUCACUUCUUGCUAUGUAUACUUCCUCAUCAUCAUACCUUCCUUCCCUUACUGCGACACAACGCCACCGCGCGACGGACUUAGUUACUGCAGACAUUCAAUUUCUACUCCGUGGAUCUAGCUAUUGGUUUACUUUUAUUAACGUCCCUCAGUUCCUUGGGAGAUACUUUGAUCCCGUAAAGAGGGAACGGAUGCAACCCGCGCUACUUCCGGCUGCUCUCGCUAUUGCUGCAUUUUUCCAGAGUUCAGAAGCGGGCAACGGGAGGGAAGGAAGAGACAGAGCCAUUAGGUUACGAGAUGUUGCGCAAGGUCAUCUUGAGGCAAGUCUUAACGCUCGGUGGAUAGAUGAUUCACUCGCUCAAGCUGCCUGGCUUCUGGCGUUUUUCGAGAUCUGUCCUCAUUCCCAACACACCAAGGAGCGGGCCUCGUCGUCGAUACUCAUGCUUGACAUGAUCAUACGCAGCCUGGGACUGACCUUUCUUGAUGUUGACAAUCCACAUUCUGCCAAGUUCUCACCUCGAUCUGUGCCUACGAUUGCACCCCAAACGUGGAGUACUCCUCGGCAGGUCGUAUAUCCUGCCGACCACUUACCUGCCACUCCUAAUGACACUCAGCCACAAUAUCCUUUGCAAGGUUGCUCCUGCUCUUCUAUGACGCUUGGGCAACAUUGGCCAGCCGCCCAUGAGUUCACGCCACUUUGGGUCAGCACCCCUGCGUGGAAUGACAAUUGGUCAGAAGCUGAGGUCCGAAAAGAGGGGUGCCGUCGGUUAUGCUGGAGCGCGCUCAGCUUGAUCGCCGGCCAUACAUCAUAUGUCACUGCUGAACAACGUAUCCCUACAGAACUUUUCCUCAGGGAGCCCGCGAAUUUUGCGCUGCUCUUCCCUGGAGAGGCGCUAGGAUUGUCGAACAUGACGUCCAAUCACUCGGGUAAAGACACCGUGUGGGCCUUAAUUCAACGAACGAUGCUUCUCUGGCACAGUUGCCUGCAAGUCAGACACACACCGAGUGCAAACGAGGCUGAGAUGGCUCGUUUUGGGGUGAACGCCUGGCUAGAGGCAGACGCGCUGGAGAAAGCGUUUGACGCGCAUACCUGUGGCUUGGAGAGGACUUUCUUGUUUCAAGGUCGGGAGUUUUUAUUCAAUGUUCGCAUGACGGUAUCUCAUGAAUUCAAACGGUUCAUCCCUCUCGCUACUGCCGAUGCUAAUGGGCUGUUCCACCGGACCAAAGCCGAGGAAUGGCUAUCCCACCAGGCGAAUGUUGCUCAGCGCGUGGUGCUUGGAAUGGGUGCGGUGACCGGUUAUGCUGCUCACUCCCUCAUGCACAGGCCAUUCUUCAUUUUCUGGUUCAUGAGUCAGAUCAGCCGGGCACUUACUCUGUGGGAUUGUGACAAUACACUAACCCUUGCUCUUGACGUUUGCACGGCAUUUUUCAAGCCUGUAGAUUACCUAAACGCCCUCUGGCCGUGCGAAGAUUUACGACGCAGGGUCGUUCAGCUUCGCGAACAGCUUACGCGUGCAUGCAAGAGAACAGGUCGACCGCCUCCCUCCCCGCCUCCUGCCGAGUUCGGCAUGGUACAGUACUAAUUACAAAUGAUUUUUUUAUCUCCUAAUAUCAGUCUUGCGUGUUGCUACAUGUCUACCACGCUAUGCUAUCGAAAUCAUUAUAUGUUUUGUUGUUGAA